AUGCACGUGAAAAAGGGAGACAAAAAGUUAGUCAAAGCUCUAAAACACAUCCAGAGAGCAGAGGAUUCCAACACAAUAUUCGACAAGCUUCGAAUCAUCCGGAACAAGAUCCCGUCUGGUGGCCUCAAGCAUCUCCUAGUCCCCGAAAACCCCAACGAAAAUCCCAAGGAGUGUCAACACUGGAGGCAAGUGGAUGUCCCAGAAGAAUUGAGGCACUUUUACAAGAGCGCAACCGACAACACUUUGGACAAUCAAAAAAUUGCAAUCUGA
Molecule: messenger RNA, 270 nt
Organism: Seminavis robusta
Lineage: Eukaryota; Bacillariophyta; Bacillariophyceae; Naviculales; Naviculaceae
Source: the annotation of a GenBank genome assembly